AUGGUCAAGACAGUGAAUGUGGUCUCCAUGCUGGACCUCUCAGAGGAGAACACAGACAAGCAGCACCUCGAAGGAGAGUUGAGUGGUUCUCCUGAUGCCAGGCAAUGGUCUCUAACUCAGCAGUUCCAUGAUUCUGUGAUGUCACUGAAGAGAGAAGAAAUGGAAGCUGGGCUUGGCUCCAGCUGCUCCAGUUCCUCUCCCCUCUGGAUUCAGAUAAUUUUUGGGGUGAGGGGAGAAGGCUUUGGGGAAUCUAUGGUUGUGAAAGUGGACAUAUCGGCUGGCAACCGUAUUAGCUUUGAGGCCACAGCAUUCACUUUCUUCAUCAUCCUUCUAAUUUGCCUCAUUUGCAUCCUCCUUUUAUUGGUGGUUUUUUUAUAUAAAUGUUUUCAAGGCAAGAGAGAAGAGACAGAAAAAAUUCCUUGUACAGAUGCUAAUGGAGGUGAAGAGUGUUCGCCUGCUAAUGUGGAGAAUAAUACAGGAGGCCAAGAAAAGGUUAUAAUGGAAAUCAUGGGCAUGAAUGCACCAGUGAGGCACGGCAUUCUUGUCCAGAGACGGAAUAAGGAAGCGGUGGCCACAUCCUUAGAAAACAGAGAGGACAUGGAGGCACAGGAGGGAGACAAAAUGAAAAAGAAGCAAGUGUCUGGGAAUGCUGGAGAAACUGAUCAAGAGGGUGAAAAGUUGAAGAUAACACACCUACCUCUCAAUAGAGUUUCUUCAGAUGUUGAAAACUCAAAAAGACCUUUAAAAGGAGUGACAUUUUCUAGGGAAGUAAUUGUUGUGGAUCUUGGUAAUGAAUACUCUGCACCUCGAAGUUACACUCGAGAACAUAAAGAGAGAAAAUGAAGCUCAAAAAAAGCUGAGAAUGAAAAAAAUAUAAUCUUUGACUAACAUUGAAAUGACUGAGUGUACC
Molecule: messenger RNA, 910 nt
Organism: Marmota monax (woodchuck)
Lineage: Eukaryota; Metazoa; Chordata; Mammalia; Rodentia; Sciuridae
Gene: Dema1
Product: chromosome unknown C2orf74 homolog
Exons: 5
Coding region: 1-843 (280 amino acids)
Source: RefSeq, a predicted model, not a curated record